Molecule: messenger RNA, 344 nt
Organism: Telopea speciosissima
Lineage: Eukaryota; Viridiplantae; Streptophyta; Magnoliopsida; Proteales; Proteaceae
Product: probable cysteine desulfurase
Exons: 2
Coding region: 11-337 (108 amino acids)
Source: RefSeq, a predicted model, not a curated record
CCUCCUUUUGAUGCACAAGGCCUUGUACAAGUUGAGAUCUUCUGCACCUUCUACUUGCGGAGGUGGAACUGUUGAUUUUGUCAAUGGUUUCAGUGAAGAGCACACUUUGUAUUACGAAAAUGUGGAAGAAAGGGAAGACGCUGGAACUCCACCAAUCGUCCAGAAGAUAAGAGCAGCACUUGCUUUCUGGGUGAAGGACUUCAUUGGAUACAAUGUGAUUGAAAACCAGGAGCAUCUCUACAUAAAUGCAGCACUGAAGAGGCUCCUUCCCAACCCAAACAUAUUGGUGUUAGGGAAUACGAGUGCACCCAGACAAGCUCUAUACACUCUUUUGUGAUUUACUC